Candoia aspera is the source of this 2115-nucleotide messenger RNA. It is a transcript of the gene FBXW9, whose product is annotated as F-box and WD repeat domain containing 9. Bases 146 to 1543 code for a protein of 465 amino acids. NCBI's taxonomy places the organism in Eukaryota, Metazoa, Chordata, Lepidosauria, Squamata, Candoiidae. The record is from RefSeq and is a predicted model, not a curated record. Gene Ontology annotation, molecular function: protein binding. The transcript is spliced from 11 exons.
CAUCAAUUGGCGCCGGAAGUGGCUGCUCCUUGGAGACGGGACGCGGGAAGGCGUUGCGGCGCGGUCAGGAGCGAUCUGUCAGGAAGAAGCAGCCUUAAAUCGAUGGUGCUGGUUCUUCCCUUCCGUGGAAGCGGCUGAGGCAGCAAUGGAAACCAUCCCAGGUUCUUCUACUGAACAUCAUGGCUCUGACAAUGACUCUGACACAGAAAGCAAAGGGGAUCCAGAUACCCAGGCCCUGGAGUACAUUGAGCGUGUUCUUGGAACUUCACGGCAGUCCAGGCAGGCAACCCAGUGUCUGCCUCCAGAGUCACUCUCAGUAGGUGGUAGAGCCCGAACAUCAGACCUCAGAUCACCUCUAGAACUAAAAAAACCUUCUGUUAUUGAUGAACCUACUUCAGGGCUGUUGUCUCUUCCUCUAGAGUUGAUCUUAGAAAUCUGUUCCUACCUGCAAGCCAGGUUUGUUUUGCAUGUCCUUCCUUUAGUCUGCAGGACACUGAGGGACAUUGUGCAAGAUGAAGUCACUUGGAGAAUUCGCUUGUUAAAAAGAAUUGGCAACUGCUAUCCAGUUGUAGAAGGUGAUGAUUUUAACUGGCCAACUGCUUGUAUUGAACUAGAGGAACACCUCCAACAAUGGGCAGAGAAUGGCAGGAACACAGAGUACUUUUCCCUUACUGAAGGGCACUUUGCUUCUGUUGAUUCUGUACUGCUCCUUCAGGGUGGGGAGCUCUGUAUUUCUGGCUCUCGAGACAGAAAUGUCAACUUGUGGGAUCUAAGGCAGCUGGGCAAAGCACCAGAAAAGGUUCUAGUGAAGGCGCUGGGGACAGAGCGCAAUGGAACACACAAGGGUUGGGUAUGGUCCCUGGCUGCAAGAGAUAACCGCGUAUGCUCAGGCUCCUGGGACAGCACAGUGAAGUUAUGGGAUAUAGCGGCUGAUGGGAAACAGUUUGGAGAAAUCAGGGGGAAAGCAGCUGUGUUGUGCCUUUCUUAUCUGCCUGACAUUCUCGUCACAGGAACUUAUGACAAGAAGGUGACAGUCUAUGAUCCACGAGCUGCCCAUGCCCUAGUGAAGAGCCGCAAGCUUCACUCCAGUGCAGUCCUAUCCCUUGCUGCUGACGAACGCUUCAUUAUCUCUGGCAGUGAGGAUCGAACGCUGGUAUGUUUUGACAGGCGGACCAAUAGUGUGCUUCAAAGGCUACAGCUGGACUCAUACCUACUUGCCAUGUCGUACCAGGGUUCUCAACUAUGGGCUGGAGACAAUCAUGGAAUGCUGUAUGUCUUUGAGAACAACGGAGGGCGUUUCCAACACAUUCGGUAUUUUGAUGUGGGUCAUCGCUCUCAGAUCACCGGAGUCCAACACUCAUUGGGUGCACUGUAUACAACUUCCACUGACAAGACGCUCCGUAUCCAUGUUCCUACAGAUCCACCAAAGGUCAUCUGCUCACAGACACACAGCUAUGUGCUAAAUGGGGUCAGUGUUGAAGGAAAUAUGGCAGUAGCUGCCUCAGGUGGUUUGUCCCUGGAGGUUUGGAAACUCAGUGUUUGAUGACAAGUCACAUAGUGAUCCGUGCUCACAAGUACAGGGUCAUCAAGUACAGUGUGUUGGAUUAUUUCCUCACAGGUUCCAGUGUCCUGAUGUCUGUUGAGUUGUUGGGUUUUUUUAAUAUGUUCUUUGGGGCUGAGUAGUCAAAUGUUGAAGCUUCAGCCUUGCUUGCCCCAGUAGGGGUAACAGAGAGGCUUGCAUGGAGGCUAGUGUAUCAUCAUAUGAUUCAGUUUGAACCCUAACCUUAACCUAGCCCUUCCUUGUUGGCCACCUCUCUCAUUUCACCUUGUGGGGCUGAAACACAUACAUGUGUGUGUACCCUUUACAUAUUCUGGUCCCUUAGGCAGGUCUGCCCCGCUCAACAUACAGGAGCAGCAUCUUCUCUGUGGCUUGAUGGCUGAGAACUCACUGGCUUAUCAGGUGAAUGGAUGUGUCUGUAUAAGCACAGCUCUAAGCAUGAAGGUGUGAAUUAUGGGCAGAGGGGAGGGUGAAAGUUAAAAAGACUAUCCAGCUAACCUGGUCUGAUGAAUGUUUACAUUUAAUUAAAAAUAUUCUGCCAUAAUGGCUGAUCAAGA